Anolis sagrei ordinatus is the source of this 5969-nucleotide messenger RNA. The record is from RefSeq and is a predicted model, not a curated record. NCBI's taxonomy places the organism in Eukaryota, Metazoa, Chordata, Lepidosauria, Squamata, Anolidae.
GGCGGUGAGAGGGAGGGGGCCAGCCAGCGACUGAUGCUCUCUCCCUUCCAUCCAAGCCCGGCAGCAUCUUCCUCCUGUCCUUCCUCCUCCUCCUCCUCCUCCUCUUCCUCCACCAGGCAGCCAAUCCCAGCUGAGACAAGGGGCUGUCAUAGCCCCCCUCCCUCUCCUCUCCUCUCCUCCGCCUCCCACCCCCGAACCCAUCUUGGCAGGGACCAAAGGGCUGGUGAUGCAGCCGCCUCCGGGAGGAUGAGGAGGAGGAAGGCAAGGUAGCAGCGAGGAGGAAGAGGAAGGAGGCGGUGAGGAGGAGGAAGAGGAGGAGGAAGAUGCCUAGACCCCUAGGGAGGUAACUGGGUUCUGGCUGCCCUGCUCUCUCAGCCCCCCUCCUAGCUGUGAGGAGGAAGAGGAGGAGGAAGAGGAUGAUGGUGAGGAUGAUGAAGAUGCCUGGGCGCCUGGGGAGGUAACUGAGCAUCAGCUGUGCUGCUUUCUUGCCUGCUCCCCCCCCUCACCCCUUAAGCUGUGAGGAAGGGAGGAGGAAGGGGAGGAAGACAGCGGUGAGGAUGAUGGAAAUGCUCAGUUGCCUAGGGAAGUAACUGGGCACCAGUUCAAUUGCUUUCUUGCCCACCUGCUUCCCCCCCCCCCCCAUUCAACUGUGAAGAAGAGGAAGGAGGAAUCCUGGAAUUUUAGAAGGAAGCGGUGAUGAUGAAGAUGAAGAUAUCCAGGUGCCUUGGGAGGUAAUUGGGCACUGACUGUGUUGCUAUAAAGAGGAAUAGGAAACCUGGAAUUUUAGAAUUGGAAGAGACCACAAGAGGGAGAAGGAGAAGAAGGUGAUGGGGAUGAAGGAGAAGAUGGCCGGGCGCUUGGGGAGGUAACCAAAGAGGUACCAGAGAGGAAGAGGAAGACGGGGGAAGGCUCUGUGUUCUGUGGUCCAUUGUCUCCGGCAUCCUCCCCCUCAGAGAGAAAGAGAGACACAGAGAGAGAAGAUGCACAAGCACCACCACUGCUGCCGCUGCCCGGAGUGCUACGAAGUGACGCGCAUGGCGGCCCUGCGGAGGAUGGAGCCCCCCAGCUACGGCGAGUGGCAGCAGCAAGAGGCCUACAGCGGUGGCGGCAGCGGCGGGGGCGGCGGAGGGGGCGGCUAUGGGGGCUAUGGCUCGCAGACCCUGCCCUCCCAAGGGGGCUCCGGGGGCAUCAUCGCAGGGGGUUCAGCCACCCCCACGGCCCGUGCCAAGGGCAAGCUCAUCCCCACCUCCCGGGACAAUGUGCCCCCGCCACCCGCGCCCCCUAAGCAGAGCCAGGCCAAGGGAUGCCCUGGAGCAGGGCCCGGAGGUGGAGGCGGCACCUGCGGCACCCCCAAAAUGAACGGCAGUGGCGGUGGACCCGGAUGGUGGCCCGAAUGCACCUGUUCCAACCGGGACUGGUACGAACAGGCCAGCCCCUCGCCCAUCAUUGUCAACACGGACACCUUGGAGCCUGCCCUUUCUGUGAAUGGCAGCGACGGCAUGUUCAAGUACGAAGAGAUCAUUUUGGAACGGGGCAACUCCGGCCUUGGGUUCAGCAUCGCGGGGGGCAUUGAUAACCCCCACAUCCCCGACGACCCCGGCAUCUUCAUUACCAAGAUCAUCCCUGGUGGAGCAGCUGCCAUGGAUGGGAGGCUGGGGGUAAAUGACUGUGUCCUGCGGGUCAAUGAAGUGGAUGUCUCUGAAGUGGUGCACAGUAAAGCCGUGGAGGCCCUGAAGGAAGCCGGGCCGGUGGUCCGUCUCCUGGUGCGGCGGAGGCAGCCUCCACCGGAGACCAUCAUGGAAGUCAACCUCAUGAAGGGACCCAAAGGACUGGGCUUCAGCAUUGCGGGGGGUAUUGGGAACCAGCACAUCCCCGGAGACAACAGCAUCUACAUCACCAAGAUCAUCGAAGGUGGGGCGGCCCAGAAGGAUGGGCGCCUGCAAAUUGGGGACCGGCUGCUAGCGGUGAACAACACCAACUUGCAGGACGUCCGGCACGAAGAGGCUGUGGCUGCCCUAAAGAACACCUCCGACAUGGUGUACCUGAAGGUGGCCAAGCCGGGCAGCGCCCACCUCAACGACAUCUACGCCCCGCCCGACUACGCCAGCACCUUCUCCGCCUUGGCCGACAACCACAUAAGCCAUAACCCCGGCCUGGGCUACCUGGGGGGCCUGGAGCCCAAGCCUGCCUACCCGCCUCCACCGCAGGUCACGCCAGCCCGCUACUCGCCCGUCCCACGGCACCUGAUGGGGGACGAGGACUUCACCAGGGAGCCCCGGAAGAUCACCUUGCACAAGGGCUCCACCGGUUUGGGCUUCAACAUUGUGGGCGGUGAAGAUGGCGAAGGCAUCUUUGUCUCCUUCAUCCUGGCCGGAGGGCCGGCUGACCUGAGUGGGGAGCUGCGCCGUGGAGACCGCAUCCUUUCGGUGAACGGUGUCAACCUCCGGAACGCAACCCACGAACAGGCGGCCGCAGCGCUGAAGAGGGCUGGCCAGACGGUCACCAUUGUUGCCCAGUACCGACCGGAAGAGUACAGCCGUUUCGAGUCCAAGAUCCAUGAUCUCAGAGAACAAAUGAUGAACAGCAGCAUGAGUUCAGGAUCUGGAUCUCUUCGGACAAGUGAAAAGCGGUCUCUCUAUGUACGGGCCCUCUUUGACUAUGACCGGACUCGGGACAGCUGCCUGCCCAGCCAAGGGCUGAGCUUCUCUUACGGAGACAUUCUCCAUGUCAUCAAUGCCUCGGACGACGAGUGGUGGCAGGCGAGGCUGGUCACCCCUCACGGAGAGAGCGAGCAGAUUGGGGUCAUUCCAAGCAAGAAGAGAGUGGAGAAGAAAGAACGGGCGCGAUUGAAAACAGUGAAGUUCCAUGCCCGAACUGGGAUGAUAGAGUCCAACCGGUCGAUCAAAACGAAACGUAAAAAGAGUUUCCGCCUCUCCCGAAAAUUCCCAUUUUACAAGAGCAAAGAGAACAUGGCCCAGGAGAGCAGCGGACAGGAACAGGGAGUGACAUCCAACACCAGUGACAGCGAAAGCAGUUCCAAAGGACAAGAGGACACCAUUCUGUCAUAUGAGCCUGUGACACGGCAAGAAAUCCAUUAUGCGCGGCCGGUGAUAGUCCUGGGACCCAUGAAGGAUCGCGUCAACGAUGACCUCAUCUCAGAGUUCCCACACAAGUUUGGCUCCUGCGUGCCCCACACGACCAGGCCCCGGCGUGAGAAUGAGGUCGAUGGGCAGGACUACCACUUUGUGGCGUCCCGGGAGCAGAUGGAGAAGGACAUCCAAGAGAGCAAGUUUAUUGAGGCUGGGCAGUUCAACGACAACCUCUACGGGACCAGUAUCCAGUCUGUGCGAGCAGUAGCUGAGCGGGGGAAGCACUGCAUCCUCGAUGUGUCUGGCAACGCGAUCAAGAGGCUGCAGCAAGCGCAACUGUUCCCCAUUGCGAUUUUCAUCAAGCCCAAAUCUAUUGAGGCACUGAUGGAGAUGAACCGGCGGCAGACGUAUGAGCAAGCAAACAAGGUCUUUGACAAAGCCAUGAAGUUGGAGCAGGAGUUUGGAGAGUAUUUUACAGCCAUUGUCCAAGGAGACUCUCUGGAGGAGAUCUACAGCAAAAUCAAACAGAUCAUCGAGGACCAGUCCGGGCAUUACAUCUGGGUCCCGUCCCCUGAGAAACUGUGAAGCCCCCCCUCCUUCCCCGACCCCAGGAUCCACUUGUGAGGAGGAGGAGAAGAAGAAGAUCAGAGACCCCUCCCCUUGCCCUCUGCCCCGAGCGGGGAGCCAGAAGACCACCCCUUUCCCUUUUUUAGAUGGUUGACAAUUGCGUUUUCUAGUCCUGUUUUUCUUUCUUCCUUUCUUUCUCGGGGUGGACACAGUCUCCUCCAUCAAGCGACUGUCCCCGUCAAUCCUGCAUGGACCUUCCUGCUGCUCCCUUAGAAAAGGAGACAACCCCCUUCUCCCCCUUUUGAGAGUUUUGUGUGUUUUUUAAUUUAAAAAAGAAAAGAAAAUUAACAAAGAACAAUUAGAAGUCAGGCGGGAGGUGGCAGAUGAUGACUGGCCUGAAGACUCAGAUAGUGACUGCCCUGGAACUCUACCAAGGACUGGCAGCCCUCAGAGCGCAGGGAUUGCCCAGCACUGUGACUGAAGGAAAAGCAACAGAAUGCAUUUAUUUAUCUAUGUAUGUAGCUAUAUAUAAUAUAUAUACUAUAUAUAUAUACACACACACAUAUAUAUAUACAUAUAUAUAUUAUAUGUGUGUGUGUGUAUAUGGACUAGAAAAUCUGAGGGGGGCUGCUUAAGUGGUACUUUGUGAGUGCAAGACAUGUAUUGCUGCCGUGCCUCGGCUGCUGGGCCCAGAAGGCUCUGGCGGCCGGCGCAAACCCAAUGGUACCGAGUUGUGUUUUUUGGGCACCGAGUGGUGCUUUUUCCAAAGCCAGUUCUGUGGAGACGACUGUGGAUGAAGCCGAGGGCCCGGAAUCACAUCUGAAGUUACGACGCUUGAUCUCAGCACGAGAAAGCGAAUGGAUAAUACUACAUAUUAAUUGCACAUUGUUUUAUUUUUUCGUCACCUGAUGUGUUUGCAUGAGGUUACCUUCUUCCUUCCUUUUUUUUUUUAAGCUGGUGUUAAACCAAAAUCAUAUUUGUGUUGGUGUGUUGGCUUUUCAUGAUUCCAGGCUUUUGGUUUUAAUAACGAACUGAACGGGUAUACAACCAAGUUUUUUUAACUUAUUUUUUAAGAUCGUUCCAUUGUAAAUAGAUUCUAGGUCCAGGCCCAAACUAUGGACUGUGGGGAAUGAGCGCACCGGUUCGCAAUUGAGAGGCUUUAUAGCUUUGGUGUCUCAUUCUGGUGGAAGAACAUGGAGCUCCGUGCCGGGAGUAGCUGGGAGGGCAGCAGCCGAGGAAGAGAAGAGGACGAGAAGAGGAGAACCUGUGUCUUUGGAGGUCACAGUAUUUCAAUCGCACGACGGAAUUUAGGACAAGUGUCUCUGGGAAUCCUUUCCUUUGCAGAAUUUGAUCAAGCUCACCACUUGAAGCCCUUUGCAAAGAGAGGGUCCGGGCCUCCCUCUCCAAUGUUCUUGCAGGAGGAAUGCAGGAGGCUCUCUGCUGCUGUGAGGCACAAACUGUUCGUCUUCCAAGGUCUGAGGCGGCUGCUUCGCAGGAGCCUUGAGGUGUGUGCUCAUCUCAGAGACGUCUAUCCGUACGUUGACUGUCUUUGCUGCAGAGCUUAUUUUGUCCCUGAACAAGAGAGUUGCAUGGGACUGGGAAGAAACCAGGGAGAAGGCUUACAGCAUCUCCCUAUCCAGGGCAGGCCCUUGCCUCUCGGCCCAAGGGAAGGUUGGCUGACUUCCCGGAGAUUGUUAUCCCUGCUGCCCUUUUAAAAGAGGUGGUGUUGCCCAAUCCGGUUUCCUCAGAGAGAGCCAUGGCUGUUUUAAGAAGAGACCCAGAAGAAUCUGGACUCGGCUGGUAUCAGGGUGGUGCUGCCCACUCCGUCGCUGGUAGGUAGCUGUGUCAUUCAUUAUGUGAUUUGUGCACGGGCUUCGUUGUUAAACAUGAGUGAAAAAAAACUGUCCUCUUGCGGAGAUUCGUGCUGGUAAGCAAGAAGCCAUUUCCACACCGUCCGCUGGUGUCGCAAGGAGCGUCAAGCGGACCUUUCCUGCGACCAGAGCUGCUGCUGUUUGCUGGCAGGACUAUGAAGGAGGAGGAGGAGGAGACAGACGUGGGAGCCAGUGAUGCCCCACAAAGGGGGGGGGGUCUCUGGCAGAGGGGGGCAGCCACCAACUUCCUCUUGCCGGCCCCUGGCUCUGACCCCUUUUCUUUUCUAAUAGCCUGCCACUUUGUCUUCUAGGCCAUGGAGAAACAAAAAACGGUCUAUGUGCUCUGUGGCAUAGCGGAAAGUAUCGAUCAUGACACUAGUGGGUUUACCAGUGUUUCUUCCAAGGAGACAUAUAUUUUUAAUAAACAGAACGUUGCAAUGAA